Messenger RNA from Aricia agestis (brown argus), 567 nucleotides. RefSeq names its product huntingtin-interacting protein K. Gene Ontology annotation, biological process: negative regulation of apoptotic process; protein stabilization. The record is from RefSeq and is a predicted model, not a curated record. The coding region runs from base 138 to 500 and encodes 120 amino acids. Lineage: Eukaryota; Metazoa; Arthropoda; Insecta; Lepidoptera; Lycaenidae. The transcript has 3 exons.
CUUUUCGAGCAAGGCAUUGUUGUAAUUUUUAUUUAAAAUAAUCUAUUCUCAUUAAUUCAAUAAUUUAUAAUAAUUUUGAAAGGACACACGUCCUUAGUUCUGGUUUUAGGAAUAUAAAAAUCUAACUAAAUAUAAACAUGGCUGAUGAAGAAAUUAAUGGAGAUACUGACGACAUACAACAUGAUAAAGAUAAAACCCAAAAGAAAACUGCAAAACACGAUAGUGGCGUUGCGGAUUUAGAAAAAGUAACAGAUUACGCCGAAGAAAAGGAAAUAUCAUCUCAGGACAUAUCUGGUGCACUUUCUCUUAUUGGUGAUCGGAGGAAUAAAGAAGCUGCAGAAAGACUAGAAAAAGAAAAAGAAUUACAAAAAGUAUCUGUAAAGAAGGAUGACAUAGAAUUAAUUGUAAAAGAAAUGGAAAUCUCAAGAACAUUAGCAGAAAGAACAUUGAGAGAGCAUCGUGGGGAUGUGGUGGCUGCACUUACAACUCUUACUAACUGAUUAUAUUAAAAUAUCUGUCAGGCUUCAGUUUAAUAUAUUCAUUACUAAAUAAAAAAAUAUAUAAUUA